Molecule: messenger RNA, 1712 nt
Organism: Gossypium raimondii (Peruvian cotton)
Lineage: Eukaryota; Viridiplantae; Streptophyta; Magnoliopsida; Malvales; Malvaceae
Product: mitogen-activated protein kinase 4
Exons: 6
Coding region: 306-1430 (374 amino acids)
Biological process (GO): intracellular signal transduction; protein phosphorylation
Cellular component (GO): nucleus; cytoplasm
Molecular function (GO): MAP kinase activity; ATP binding
Source: RefSeq, a predicted model, not a curated record
UCUUACUUUUUUCACGGAUUUUCAAACAAAAACAAAAAAUUUCAAAACAACCCCACUCUUCUCUGAAUCUCAGAAAGCCAGGAAACCAAGAAAAAAAAGCUUAAAAACCCAACAUUUGGCAACCAAACAGUAAUUGGAAAACACAACAAUAGUAGCCGACAAUGCUUCUUCAGAUAUAACGCUGAAAUAAAACAAACCCAGCUUUUGAAACAAAGAAUUGUUUUUUUUUUUCAUUUGGUUUCAAGCUUAGUAGGUGGGUGAGGCUGAAAGAGGGGGGAAAAAGGGGUUAAAAUAUUGAACAGGAAAUGGCAAGUACAAAAGAGUCAAGUUCAGAGGGAAGUAACAUCAAGGGCGUGCACACUCAUGGAGGUCAAUAUGUUCAGUACAAUGUAUACGGUAACUUAUUUGAGGUUUCCAGUAAGUACGUUCCUCCUCUUCGUCCAAUCGGUAGAGGUGCUUAUGGCAUUGUUUGUGCUGCUGUUAAUUCACAGACCCGCGAGGAGGUUGCUAUUAAGAAGAUUGGCAAUGCAUUCGAUAAUAGGAUAGAUGCCAAAAGGACGUUGAGAGAAAUUAAGCUUCUUUGUCACAUGGACCACGAAAAUGUUAUUGCCAUCAAGGACAUCAUUCGACCACCAAAAAAGGAUGCCUUCAAUGAUGUUUACAUUGUUUAUGAAUUGAUGGACACUGAUCUUCACCAGAUAAUUCGCUCUGAUCAACCAUUGACAGACGAUCAUUGUCAGUACUUUUUAUAUCAGUUGUUACGGGGGCUGAAGUAUGUGCACUCUGCCAAUGUUUUGCAUCGUGACCUUAAGCCAAGCAAUCUGCUGUUGAAUGCAAAUUGUGACCUUAAAAUUGGAGACUUCGGAUUGGCAAGAACAACAUCUGAAACAGAUUUCAUGACAGAAUAUGUUGUCACUCGAUGGUACCGAGCACCAGAGUUGCUUCUUAGUUGUUCAGAAUACACUGCUGCCAUUGAUAUUUGGUCUGUUGGUUGCAUACUUGGUGAAAUCAUGACGAGAGAACCUCUAUUUCCAGGCAAAGAUUAUGUUCAUCAACUGAGACUCAUCACAGAGUUGAUAGGUUCACCCGAUGACGCUAGUCUUGGAUUUCUCCGAAGUGAUAAUGCCCGUAGGUACGUCAGACAACUUCCACAGUGUAGGAAACAACAGUUUUCAGCUAGGUUCCCAAAUAUGUCAGCUGGUGCUGUUGAUUUGCUAGAAAAAAUGCUUGUAUUUGACCCUGACCGACGAAUUACAGUUGAUGAGGCACUUAGCCACCCAUACUUGGCAUCUCUUCAUGAUAUCAACGACGAACCUGUUUGUGCCAGGCCUUUUAUUUUCGAUUUUGAGCAAUUAUCAUGCAGUGAAGAUCACAUCAAAGAGCUUAUUUGGAGGGAAUCUGUAAAAUUCAAUCCAGAUCCAAUCCAUUAAGAGAAAUCAAUCUCCCAUGUAGAAAUAUACUGGGAAAGGCUUCUUUCCGCGGAAUUCCCUAUGUGACAUUGUUCUUCAUUGUUCAUGGGAGUCCUUGUCAGUCGAGUCGAACCAUAACUAAAGUACAAGGAGGAUGAUCUUUUAGUUUCUUAUGUUAUCAUAGACAGACAUAGAACUUCCUUCUUGAUAUAUGUAAUGGAAAUUCAAGAGCUCAGUGCAAAGAUAAUGAAUGUUGUAUUGAUCAAUGGUUUUAUUUUAGGUUGAUUUUAGAUACUUCUUUAA